AUGACAGACACCCUUACAAUCACAGUCGAGUUCACCGGCGGCCUCGAAAUGCUCUUCGACAACAUCAACAAACACGAACUAACACUUUCCCGCACCGCCGAUAACGGAAACCCGCUGACGGUGGGCUACCUGGUCAAAUACAUCUGCGAGCAGCUGAUGAAAGAUUCUCGUAAGGAACUCUUCGUACUGGAUGGUGCAGUACGACCUGGCAUUCUCGUCCUGAUCAACGACUCGGAUUGGGAGCUCGAGGGCGAGGAUAAAUAUGAACUUCAGAAUCGGGAUAACAUCCUAUUCGUGUCUACUCUGCACGGUGGCUGA
Molecule: messenger RNA, 318 nt
Organism: Capronia coronata CBS 617.96
Lineage: Eukaryota; Fungi; Ascomycota; Eurotiomycetes; Chaetothyriales; Herpotrichiellaceae
Product: ubiquitin-like modifier 1
Exons: 3
Coding region: 1-318 (105 amino acids)
Biological process (GO): protein urmylation; tRNA thio-modification
Cellular component (GO): nucleus; cytoplasm
Molecular function (GO): protein tag activity
Source: RefSeq, a predicted model, not a curated record